AGCCCGUAGGGCGUUAGUCCCCAACCAAAUUGCUAGGUUGUGCUCAAAGCUGGAAACUCUCAGCUCAGCGAUAUCGUCGCAAGCAUCGGCACCGAGUGUGACGCUUAAACUUGUACGGCGCGCUGCUAUAUUCUGCAUUGCUCCGCGUUGAGUCGGCAUUGAACAGGCAGAGGUUACCGAAGGCGCUCAGCUCCGCACGGACGGUAUACGGUGCAGCAAUCAUGAAGACUUGCGUUGUUGUUGCGGCUCUUGGCAUUCUGAUUAUUGCGUCAUGCGCGCACGGUCAGACAACAGACGAUCCGACCACACAAGACGGAUCCACGGAUGGGACGACUGAUUCUCAAGGAAUAACGGUACCGUUUGGCGACCCACCCAAACAGUCUACUGGACAAAUGGAUACUGACGACAUGAUUGAUUUCUUAAACAUUUUCUCAUCUUUCCUCGGCACUGAUUCGACAGAGACGGAAGAAAGUGAUUCAGCUGGAAUCGGAUUUGAUGUUGUGAAGCAACUGCAAACACUGCUCGCGUCGAAAUCAACGAUACGGCUCAAUACUGGAUCGCUGCGCGCAGAAGUUGAAGAGGAGAAUCAGGGCGAAAAUGAAGGUAGAGGAAACGCAGUCGGGCUUAAAGUUGAUAGAGAUAAUGAUGACGACGAUGAGCAAAACGACGAUGAUGACGACCAAGGAGCACAAGAUGAUAAUGAUGAUAACGACCAAGGGGCACAAGAUGAUGAUGAUACCGAGGCAGGAACACAAGAUGACGAUGAUGCCAACGCAGAAACACAAGAUGACGAUGACGACGACCAAGGAGCACAAGAUGACGAUGAUGCCGACGCAGGAACACAAGGUGACGAUGAUGCCAACGCAGGAACACAAGAUGACGAUGACGACGACCAAGGAGCACAAGAUGACGAUGAUGCCGACGCAGGAACACAAGGUGACAAUGACGACGAUCAAGGAGCACAAGAUGACGAUGAUGCCGACGCAGGAACACAAGGUGACGAUGACGACGAUCAAGGAGCACAAGAUGACGAUAAUGCCGAGGCGGGGGCGCAAGAUGAUGAUGGAGACCGUUCGCCGGGUAGGAGGCAAAAUGCACUAGUGCAGCGAAUCCGCGCAUUGUUUAGACGGAGCGACGGCCAGAGCGGGCGGGGUGUAGAGGGAGAAGGCAACGCUGCGGGAGCACAAGAUGACGAUGAUGCCGACGCAGGAACACAAGAUGAUGAUGGAGACCGUUCGCCGGGUAGGGGGCAAAAUGCACUGGUGCAGCGAAUCCGCGCAUUGAUUAGACAGAGCGACGGCCAGAGAGGGCGGGGUGUAGAGGGAGAAGGCAACGCUGCGGGAGCACAAGAUGACGAUGAUGCCGACGCAGGAACACAAGAUGAUGAUGGAGACCGUUCCCCGGGUAGGGGGCAAAAUGCACUGGUGCAGCGAAUCCGCGCAUUGAUUAGACAGAGCGACGGCCAGAGCGAGCGGGGUGUAGAGGGAGAAGGCAACGCUGCGGGAGCAAAUAGAUUCAUACAGGGAUUACGCGAAAGGGUGUUUUCUGCUCAGGACCGAAUAAUGCCGGAGCAGGACGCAGACACGCAGCUCAUUCCAACGCGACGUAGACCGACCGUAACUCGCCAAUUCGCUGGGCGAAGAAUAAACCGAAACCAAAUUCCAGCGGGCCAGCAACAAUUAUUAGCGCGAGUCAUAAAUGCAUUUUCCGGCCAGAUAGGCGAGGCAGCUGGCAUUGGGUUACCCUCGGUCGCCUCAGAGAACGCGGAUUUGAUGCUGAAUAGAUUCCUCACUCUACCGGUUUCUGAGCAGCAGCAACUCAUUGGCACGGCCUUUGAGCAAUUGCUGCCAUCACCUAACGACGACGACGACGACGACGACGACGACGACGAAGGAGACACCCAAGGCAUUCCAGGCCUUCAAGGGAUCCCAGGGCUUCCAGGGCUUCCAGGUCUUCCACGAGGGCUGUUAGGUAGCAUCCCGCCCGGAGUAAUGCAGCAGAUGAUUACCGCGCAGCUUUUAAAUGGCUUCUCACUUAACGAUUUCCUGGAAGGUAUUGAGGCUGCUCUCAUCGAGCGGAAGGUGGAAUACCGCGAGAUUUACAGAGAUCCACCCAUUCAUACUAUUUACAGAACCCACGCGGACGAUCCACUAGUCCUUCACGUUCUAGGUAAUACAGGCAACGACGACGAUGCUGAUUAUAAAAACGGUGGCGGAUAUGGAGCGGACGACACGGAUGAUGAUAAUGAACACGAAAAUACGAAUGGAAACGGUAACACGAAUGGAUACGGAAAUGGUAACGGAAAUGCUAAGGGAAAUGGAAACGGAUAUGGAAGAAGUAAUACAAUGGAUAAUGGAAACGGCAAAAGCAACGGAAAUGGCAAUGGAUAUGAAAGCGGCAGGAAUAAUGGUAACGGAUAUGGAAGCGGCAGGAAAAAUGGCAAUGGAUAUGUCAGUACCAACGGUAAUGGUAACGGAUAUGGAAGCGGUAGGAAAAAUGGCAAUGGAUAUGGCAGUACCAACGGUAAUGGUAACGGAUAUGGAAGCGGUAGGAAAAAUGGCAAUGGAUAUGGCAGUACCAACGGUAAUGAUAACGGAUAUAAAGGUAGGAAAAUGGCUGGAUAUGGCAGUACCAACGGUAAUGAUAACGGAUAUGGAAGCGGUAGGAAAAAUGGCAAUGGAUAUGGCAGUACCAACGGUAAUGAUAACGGAUAUGGAAGCGGUAGGAAAAAUGGCAAUGGAUACGGAAGUAGUAAUGGAAACAAUAAUGGUUAUGGUAGUGGUGGCACCAAGUCAAGUAGUGGCUACGGUGGUAGCAGCAUGUCAAGCAAUGGAUAUGGCGGUAAUAGUAAGACAACCAACGGAUAUGGCGGUAACAGCAAGUCAACUAGCGGUAAUGGCGGUACUAGUUAUACAAGUACGGGAGAAGGCGAUAACGGCGGUACUGGAUAUGGCGGCAACACUAUGAAAGUGAUCAGCAGCCAGAGGGACCAUGCCGUUUACGAUGGUAGCCGUGUUGCCCCAGGUCGAUACAAUCCGCGUGGUGCGCACACUUACAGUUUUAUUCCAUGAUAGCUCACGGAGAUUCGUAGCUCGCUCUCUCGACAAAAUCCUUCCAUAUUAGUUCGCCUAGGAUGACUCGAGUAUAAUCGCUUCAUGUCAAAUGUUUAUACCAUUGCCACUAAUAAGCACGUCGUAUUGCGCACGUCAGCUGUCAUUGUCCGUCAUUAAUUACUCUGUCACAUAGAGCGUCGCCCAACGUGUUUCGGCGGUAAUGGGUCGGCGACCCUUCGCGCGUUAACCUGUUGACACGGCCGAGUCUAGUUUGGCCUAUUUACACGUGUUUUACGAUCUAUUAAGAAUCAGCUGUAUGUCUAGCGUCAUCACCAUCCCUACGAUGUCACGUGUUUAUGUUGAUGACUGUACAAUUCGUGGUUGAUAUUUUAUCGUAUAGCGACGGCAAGUAUUCCGGCGAUUUUUUAAAUCACAUGCGGUGCGUGGUGUUCUAGAAUGCAUAACGGCGUAGGCGUUCGUCUUGGAGCGCUAUAAACUAAAUUUAAAUAUGUUCUAAACAUUUGUUACCACAUUCAUGUUGUGUAGUUGGUUCAACUCAUCUAAUCUCUGUUUUACAUUCACUAUAGAAUUAUUCGUAUAUGUAUAAGUUACAUAUAGUAAAAUACAAAUAAAUACUAAAAUUUAUUAAAUUA
Messenger RNA from Priapulus caudatus, 3706 nucleotides. RefSeq lists its product as uncharacterized. The record is from RefSeq and is a predicted model, not a curated record. Lineage: Eukaryota; Metazoa; Priapulida; Priapulimorpha; Priapulimorphida; Priapulidae. The transcript has 5 exons. Bases 222 to 3071 code for a protein of 949 amino acids.